Molecule: messenger RNA, 375 nt
Organism: Funneliformis mosseae
Lineage: Eukaryota; Fungi; Glomeromycota; Glomeromycetes; Glomerales; Glomeraceae
Source: the annotation of a GenBank genome assembly
AUGACCAAAGGAAGUCUUAAAGUUACUGUUGUUGAAGCCAAGAAGUUGAGCGAUUUAGACUUUAUUGGUAAAAGUGACCCCUACGUGAAACUUGUCCUCGAUGUAAAUAAAUCUCAACAGACUACAAUCAAGAAAAGCGAUUUGAACCCAAAAUAUAAUGAAGAAUUUGAUUUCACCACUGAUGGACAGAAGGAGCUUAAGGUUGAAGUUUGGGAUAGAAAUACUAUCGGAAGUGAUGAAAUAAUCGGUUCGGAAGUUAUCCCACUAAAUACUGUUUAUACUAAAGGUUACCACGAUGUUUGGAUCAAAAUAAAAGCAAAAAAUGACAAAAGGAACCAUGGAGAGGUUCACUUAAUCCUCGAAUACGCUGUUUAA